Molecule: messenger RNA, 825 nt
Organism: Alnus glutinosa
Lineage: Eukaryota; Viridiplantae; Streptophyta; Magnoliopsida; Fagales; Betulaceae
Product: mavicyanin
Exons: 2
Coding region: 94-651 (185 amino acids)
Cellular component (GO): plasma membrane
Molecular function (GO): electron transfer activity
Source: RefSeq, a predicted model, not a curated record
AUAUAUAAAUGGCCGUAGACACACAGAGAGAGAGAGAGCCUCUCCAAUUAAUUCUCACAACCCACCACCCAAAGAGAAACGUAAAGAUCGACCAUGGGUUUGGCGGAGAGUGGCGUCGUCGUCGUUCUGAUCAUGGCGAUGGCUGUGGUGCACGUGUCCAAUGCUGCUGUGUACAAGGUUGGGGAUUCCGCAGGUUGGACCACCAUGGGUAAUGUCGACUACAAGCUGUGGGCUGCUCCUAGGACCUUUCGAGUCGGUGACGUUAUCCGUUUUGAGUACCUCGCCCAGUUUCACAACGUGAUGCGAGUAACACAUGCAAUGUACAAGUCAUGUAAUGCGUCAAAACCUUUGGCCACCUAUACUACCGGAAAUGACUCCAUUACUAUCUCCACUCGUGGCCACCACUUCUUUUUCUGCGGCGUCCCCGGCCACUGCCAAGCCGGUCAAAAGGUCGACAUUAAUGUGCCUCGCAAUCUUUCAACUGCUCCAUCUCCGUCCGCGUUGGCCUCUCCUCUUGUCCCAACUGCAAGUGCAACCGCUCCUUCCCCCAAUAAGGCGGCUGCAUUGAACGAUUUUAAGGCCGUCGGUGGUUUUGCUAUGCUUCGGUUGGCUAUGGCAAUUGUUGUACUUUUGGUUUCUGCCUCCGCUUGAUCAAGAGUUUCUCCGUUCAAUUUUUGUGGUAAUUUCGUUGUUUUGAAUUCUGAGGGUAAUAUUUAGAAUGUGUUAGUAUUGCGAUACUCAUGGAUUAGACCAUAUACAAACAUGUAUUACAAAUUUACAAAAUAUUCCAAUAAACAUAUUCGGCAUCUUGAUUAAUUAUACUAA